AAGGAGGCCCGCAGCCAGCGCCCCCGAGGGGGUGUCGCCGGCCGCUGGGAGCUCCCUACCUGUUAGUGAACAGUUGGGAGUCCGCGGCUGGAAGAAUUAAUUAGGGACGUGCUGUUUUCUGGGCAGCACGAAGCUUGGGUAGAGGCAUCCAAACCUUUGCCGGCCGCGCUAUUUUAUUUUUACUACAUUUUCUCAGGUUGUAAAAAUAGUCGCCAGGCGGGUUCUUUCUGAGAGUUUCUAGCAAGGAGCGCAUUCAAGGCCAGGCAGGCUCUAUAACAGGUUUCUCUUUAAACAGCCAGAGGUGAGCGGUGAGAACGUGGGCCCCCUGGGCUCCUUAUUCAUCUCCAUCAAGAGCCCUUCAGCCAGAGACAGGGGCAGGGGCCGCCUUAAUGCAGAUUUAUGAGUCCCCCCCCCACCCACCAGGAGCGUGGGGACACCGGCUGAGGGCUUCUGCCGGGAGCCCAGGUGAGCCACCAGCCCUCUCUGGACAAUGUCCACUUCCCCGGUUUGUCAUUUCUGGCAGGUGUGUGUUUGUGUCUGGGCCGAGGACGGGGUUUCAUGGAAAAGUGAUUAACUCUUCAGAGACCUUCCGUGAGGAUGUCAGGUGUUGUUGCUAAUGAGCUCUCUCUCCUCCCCUCUUAACAAUGAAAGACAAGCCAGCCCCGGGUACCUGGAUGCAUUGAGAGCGGAAGUGUGAGAAACUUCAUAAUAAGUUGCCGAUGGCUACCAGCCAAGGCCGGAGGGUUGUUUUGCGGUUGUGCUGAGCCCAUCACACAUUAAGGGUCCUUUAAAGAACCUGGAUUGAUUGGAGGGACAAAAAUUAGAAGCAAUCUGAUCCCGCCUCAUGCCGGAUCCCCGCGGAUUUGCUCCUUAUCCCAUUUCCAUCCGCUGUCACAAUUUGAGAGCCUGCCCGAUUUGAUCAGUUUCACCUCCGGGAGAGGUGUAAUGCCAAGGUUAGGAGGACGCCAAGUUAUGGGCAACUUUUUGAUCUGCCCAUCAGCAGUCUGAGAAACGCCGGCUCUGGGUUUUCCGCAUCGGCCUUCGGGAAGAAACAGGUUCCUCGCCCUUUGCGACCCGGCAGUCGGUGCUCGAGUCCCCGGGUCAUCCAGCCACCACUGCCUGGCAGAUGUGGCCCUUCCAUGCUGAGGCCGGGAGUCCCGCCUGACCCAGUCGCUGCCUCUCCAGCGCCCGUCCGGGCCACGCCCCUGCGGACUGCUCAGCCAUGCUGCCCCUGCUGGCUCUGUUCCUGCACUGCCUCCCACUGGCCUCUGGGGACUACGACAUCUGCAAAUCCUGGGUGACCACGGAUGAGGGCCCCACCUGGGAGUUCUAUGCCUGCCAGCCCAAGGUGAUGCGGCUAAAGGACUACGUCAAGGUCAAGGUGGAACCCUCAGGCAUCACGUGUGGAGACCCCCCUGAGAGAUUCUGCUCCCACGAGAACCCCUACCUGUGCAGCAACGAGUGUGACGCGUCCAACCCAGACCUGGCCCACCCGCCCCGGCUCAUGUUCGACAGGGAGGACGAGGGCCUGGCCACGUACUGGCAGAGCGUCCCCUGGAGCCGCUACCCAAGCCCCCUGGAAGCCAACAUCACCCUCUCGUGGAACAAGAGCGUGGAGCUGACCGACGACGUGGUGGUGACCUUCGAGUACGGCCGGCCCACGGCCAUGGUCCUCGAGAAGUCCCUGGACAACGGGCGCACGUGGCACCCCUACCAGUUCUACGCCGAGGACUGCACGGAGGCCUUCGGCAUGGCCCCCCGCCGGGCCCGCGACCUGCCGGCGUCGGGCGCCCACCGCGUGCUGUGCACCGAGGAGUACUCGCGCUGGGCGGGCUCCAAGAAGGAGAAGCACGUGCGCUUCGAGGUGCGGGACCGCCUGGCCAUCUUCGCCGGCCCCGACAUGCGCAACAUGGGCAACCUCUACACGCGCCUGGAGAGCGCCAAGGGCCUCAAGGACUUCUUCACCCUCACGGACCUGCGCAUGAGGCUGCUGCGCCCGGCGCUGGGGGGCACCUACGUGCAGCGGGAGAACCUCUACAAGUACUUCUAUGCUAUCUCCAACAUCGAGGUCAUUGGCAGGUGCAAGUGCAACCUGCACGCCAGCCUGUGCUCCGUGCGCGAGGGCAGCCUGCAGUGUGAGUGUGAACACAACACCACGGGCCCCGACUGCGGCAAGUGCAAGAGGAACUUCCGCACGCGGUCCUGGCGCGCCGGCUCCUACCUGCCGCUGCCCCACGGCUCUCCCAACGCGUGUGCCGCCGCAGGCUCUGCUGUUGGCAGCAUCGGUAGGUCCCGGAAGGACCCCAUCCCCAAAGCCCCUGUGGCCACCGUGGCCAUGAGAGGGGCCCCCAGCACUCUUGCCCUCUCCACAUCCGCUGCGUGGGGCCCCGGGGCCCCCAGCACCCCACAGCCCACAGCCACCAGCCAGGGACUUUGGCACAGAAAGAGUGGAUCAGGCCAUCUACAGCUGCCCCCCUCGGGGAGAGCUCCCCCGGGCCCCAGAUGCCCUCCAGUGCAGAAGUUGUGGGCACCUUUGCUGCUGCCCCUGCCCCUGCCCCGGCCUCCAGACCUUUCCAGCUCAAGCCCAAAUCUGCUGAAGUGGUGCCCAUUGAAGAAUUCCAAGGGGGUGGCAGGAAGGCCCGGUCUCCCUUGGCCCACUGACCCGUGGUGUUUCUCACGCUCGGCCGGCCCAGACUGUGAGUGUUACGGCCACUCCAACCGCUGCAGCUACAUCGACUUCCUGAACGUGGUGACGUGUGUCAGCUGCAAACACAACACGCGAGGCCAGCACUGCCAGCACUGCCGUCUGGGCUACUAUCGCAACGGCUCUGCCGAGCUGGACGACGAGAACGUGUGCAUCGAGUGUAACUGCAACCCGAUCGGCUCCGUGCACGACCGGUGCAACGAGACCGGCUUCUGCGAGUGCCGCGAGGGCGCAGCGGGACCCAAGUGCGACGACUGCCUCCCGACGCACUAUUGGCGCCAGGGCUGCUACCCCAACGUGUGUGACGAUGACCAGCUGCUCUGCCAGAACGGCGGCACCUGCCUGCAGAACCAGCGCUGCGCCUGCCCGCGCGGCUACACCGGCGUGCGCUGCGAGCAGCCCCGCUGCGACCCCGCCGCGGAGGACGGCGGCCUGGACUGCGACCGCGCGCCCGGGACCGCCCCGCGCCCCGCCACCCUGCUCGGCUGCCUGCUGCUGCUGGGGCUGGCCGCCCGCCUGGGCUGCUGAGCCCGGCCCGGAGGGGACCCCGCGCCCGGGGGGGGGCGGCCCUGGGGGCUCGAGGGCCCGGAGGCCGGCGCCCGAGGCCGGGCGGCGAGAAGGGUGCGGCCCGAGCUGCUCCCAGGUGCUACACAGCAGAGCCCUCCCGCCUCCUCCCGCCGCGGUCAGUGGCACCUGCCCCCGCCCCGGCACUGCCCUCCGCCGCCGCAGGGGGCGCUGUGGGGGCUCUGGCCCCGGCCGCCUGCGAUUUGGGUCUUAGGUUUUCUUUUGUAUCACCUGCCGCCCCCCACCCUUUUUUUUUUUUUUUUUUUUUUUUUUUGCUGGUGGUGAGACAGCGGGUGGGGAGAAAUUCUCACCUCAACACCUCCAGGUCUGCCUCCCAACACACACACACGCACACACACACACACAUAUGCGACUGUUGCAGACACCCCCUGCGCCUGUCCCUGGCUUACCAUAGGCCAGCGGACCCCGAACUCCUGUUGCCUACAACUCUUCUUUCUUUGUUUUCCUUUGCAACCCACCAGACUCCGUGAGGCCUGGUGACCAAGGAACUCACCGUCUGGGGGAGGGAGUUAGGAAGGAGGGUUGGGAAGGCUGGAAACUUGGUUUUGUAGAGAACUAUUUUUGUUUGUAUUCACCGGCCCCUCUCAGGGGGACACGAGCCGGAACAGGUGGUUGAUGGUGUAUAAUCCGCCAGAGUAAAGAGUCUGCUCACUGCUG
Felis catus (domestic cat) is the source of this 3946-nucleotide messenger RNA. RefSeq names its product netrin G2 (gene NTNG2). Lineage: Eukaryota; Metazoa; Chordata; Mammalia; Carnivora; Felidae. The record is from RefSeq and is a predicted model, not a curated record. Bases 1223 to 3232 code for a protein of 669 amino acids. The transcript is spliced from 13 exons.